Messenger RNA from Aspergillus puulaauensis, 1464 nucleotides. RefSeq names its product putative homogentisate 1,2-dioxygenase. Gene Ontology annotation, molecular function: homogentisate 1,2-dioxygenase activity. Gene Ontology annotation, cellular component: cytoplasm. The record is from RefSeq and is a predicted model, not a curated record. The coding region runs from base 1 to 1464 and encodes 487 amino acids. Gene Ontology annotation, biological process: L-phenylalanine catabolic process. NCBI's taxonomy places the organism in Eukaryota, Fungi, Ascomycota, Eurotiomycetes, Eurotiales, Aspergillaceae. The transcript has 7 exons.
AUGGGCUCAAACGGCACGCUUACGGAUCCGAAGGAAUAUCAGAACAUAUUCCAUUGGGCUGAGACACAAAAGAAUGCGACCAUUCCUUCCUUCAAGACAAGGAGGAAUGACCCUUAUGAGUAUCAAGCUGGAUUCGGAAACUCAUUCGAGUCUGAGGCUGUUCCCGGCACCAUUCCACAUGGCCAGAACAGCCCUCGAAACGUUCGCUUCGGUCUUUACGCAGAGCAAGUUACCGCAACUGCUUUUAUUGCCCCUAGACACUCCAACAAGAACGCUUGGCUCUACCGCGCUCGUCCAGCUGUGGCUCACGAAGGAUUCACCGACCUCCCAGACAACAAAGACACCGAGAGCAGCUUCCUACCACUAAACCCCCGCAUCCAUGUCUCUCCUACUCAGCUUGCAUGGCACCCAUUUGAUAUCGAAGAGGCCGAGACCGACUUCAUCUCUGGACUCAAGACCGUAGCUGGGUCCGGUGAUCCAACGCUACGUGAGGGUAUCGCCACGCAUGUGUAUACCGCGAACAAGAGCAUGACCAAGAAGGCAUUUGUAAACUCAGACGGCGAGUUCCUCAUAGUUCCCCAACAGGGUGCCCUCGACAUCCAGACUGAGUUCGGUCCCCUUUACGUCCAGCCAGGUGAGAUUGUCAUAAUCCAGCGCGGUCUCCGUUUCCGCGUGGAACUGCCAGAUGGACCCUCUCGUGGUUAUAUCCUUGAAAUCUGGGGUUCCCAAUUCGAACUCCCGGAACUUGGCCCACUAGGAGCGAAUGGCCUCGCCAACGCCCGUGACUUUCUGUAUCCAACCGCCAAAUAUGAAGUCGUUAAGGAGCCCUGGGAGAUCAUCUACAAGCUAGGAGGAAAGUUCUUCAAGAGCACACAACAGCACAGCCCCUUCGACGUCGUUGCCUGGCACGGUAACUACGUCCCAUACAAAUACGACCUGACAAAGUUCGUCAAUGUCGGUUCCAUCUCAGUCGACCACAUCGACCCCUCCAUCUUCUGUGUCCUUACUGCAAAAUCCCGCGACCUUACCGCUCCUCUCGCUGACGUGCUCAUCUUCUCUCCCCGCUGGGAUGUCGCAUCACACACCUACCGCCCACCAUAUUACCACCGCAACGCCGCCUCAGAACUAAUGGGUCUCAUCUACGGCGAAUACGGCGGCCGCUCAGACGAGUUCAAGCCCGGCAGCGUCUCCUUCGAAUGCGGAAUGGUCCCCCACGGCGUUGCCUACGAAGAAUUCAAAGCCGCAACCGAAUCAUCCCCACCGGUAGCGCAAAUCUCGCAGGGCUCAAUCGCAUUUAUGUUCGAGUCGUCUCGCCCAUUCACGAUCACGGAUUAUGCGUGGAAUAGCGCGAAGAAGCACGAGCAUGAGCCGAAGAUGUGGGAUAGUCUUGUGGAUAACUUCAGUAGCCAUGCAAAGGAGGUGGAGGAGAUUUUGGCGAGGAAGGCGAAGGGAUUGAGGGCUUAA